Molecule: messenger RNA, 374 nt
Organism: Drosophila willistoni
Lineage: Eukaryota; Metazoa; Arthropoda; Insecta; Diptera; Drosophilidae
Exons: 1
Coding region: 1-345 (114 amino acids)
Source: RefSeq, a predicted model, not a curated record
AUGACUUCCGCAUUCAGCUUUGUGCUCGUUAUUGUGAUUGCAGCCACAAUGCUGCUGCUGGCCCAGGCCGGGGAUGAGCAAGUUGAUUUCGAAUACUCCAAUGAGUAUGACGAUGUGCGACCACAUUUGAUUUAUCCCGAUGAGCCGAGAUUGGACAAACGUUUGGGUCAGGCAGCCAAGGAAUUUGGACAGCAGAUGAAGAACGCUUGGGAAUCGAUGGUGGAUUCAUUUCGAAACUAUUUCGAUGAGCUCAAGAAUCUCUUUACCACAGAUGUCAAUGAUCAACCCUAUGGUUAUGGAGACAUAAAUAAUGGCGAUGCUGAAGUCUUUUCAACAAACAAUUAACCUAUUUUAUUGCUUCAAUAAAUGAGAAU